This is a messenger RNA of Python bivittatus (Burmese python), 2380 nucleotides long. It is a transcript of the gene MYC, whose product is annotated as MYC proto-oncogene, bHLH transcription factor. Gene Ontology annotation, molecular function: DNA-binding transcription factor activity; protein dimerization activity. Gene Ontology annotation, biological process: regulation of DNA-templated transcription. The record is from RefSeq and is a predicted model, not a curated record. NCBI's taxonomy places the organism in Eukaryota, Metazoa, Chordata, Lepidosauria, Squamata, Pythonidae.
CGUUGAGCUGUUUCUUGUUGGGACCCGCCUCUUGCGGGGAUGGGGGUGGCGUAACCGAAGCCCUCCGGUAAAAGAAUGAGCCGGCCUUGCACGGCUGUCCCGCACUUUCCGGUGGUUUUUGCGCCCCGACGGGGCGGCCGCCUGCCUGCCUGCCCCACCUGGCAGACGCACUCGCCAGUUGGUCGGGGAAGUGCCCGGGUGUAGCCUCCGGAGCGGCUCUUGCGCUCAGCUGUCCCGGCCCGUCCCGGCCCGUCCCGCCCCUCCUCUCGCAAGCGCCGCGCCCGUGUUGGGGGCUAGAGCAGCGCCUGUGUCUCGGCCGCUUUAGUUAAUCCGAAUACCGGCUUCAUUACGUGUUGGUUGCUCCCACAUUCUCCAGUUGGAGAACUGGGUUGAACAGGCGCCCCGGAGCGGCUGCACAAGCGAGGCACCCUCCACCGCCAUGCCCCUAACUGUCCCGAGCUAUCCCAGCCGGGCGUACGACUACGACUACGACUCAGUCCAGCCAUAUUUCUACUACGAGGAUGAGGAGGAGAACUUCUACCUGUCCGCGCAGCACCGGGGCUGCGAGCUGCAGCCACCGGCCCCGUCCGAAGACAUCUGGAAGAAAUUUGAGUUGCUGCCCACCCCGCCUCUCUCACCCAGCCGCCGGUCUGGCAGCUUCCCCUCCAGCGUUGACCAGCUGGAGAUGGUGACGGAGCUCCUGGGCAGCGAAGUGGUCAACCAGAGCUUCAUCUGCGACCCAGACGAUGACGCCUUUGUCAAGUCUAUCAUCAUCCAGGACUGUAUGUGGAGUGGAGGGUCCGCAGCGGCCAAGCUCCAGAAGGUGGUCUCGGAAAAACUGGCAUCCUACCAGGCAGCACGCCGAGACGGGGCAGGGGCAGCGCUGUCACUCCGGGGCGGGAACUGCAGCAGCAGCAGCCUCCCGUUGUCUUCCUCGCAGACGUCUGCCUCCUCUCCCAGCAGCGCCUACCUCCAAGAUCUGGGUGCCUCCGCAGCUGAAUGCAUCGACCCCUCCGUUGUCUUCCCUUACCCGCUGGGGGAAAAGACCCCCAAGGCUGUGGAAGCUGCUGCCUCUCCCGACCCCUGCCCACCUGCCUUGCUUGGCCAAGACACACCACCAAGCACCAGCAGUGAUUCGGAAGAGGAAGAGGAACAGGAGGAAGAGGAAGAAAUUGAUGUUGUCACUGUAGAAAAAAGGCAACCUGCAGCCAAGAAAUCAGAGUCCAGUUUUCACACAUCUGGGGGCCACAGUAAACCCCCCCACAGCCCCUUGGUCCUCAAGCGGUGUCAUGUCCCAAUUCACCAGCACAAUUACGCUGCUCCUCCUUCCACCCGCCACGAGUACAGUUCGGCCAAAAGGCUAAAGUUGGACAGUGGGAGAAUCCUCAAGCAGAUCAGUAACAACCGCAAGUGUUCGAGUCCGCGCACCUCGGACUCUGAAGAAAACGACAAGAGGCGAACGCACAACGUCCUGGAACGACAGAGGCGGAACGAGCUGAAGUUGAGCUUCUUUGCACUGCGCGACCAGAUCCCCGACGUAGCCAAUAACGAAAAGGCUCCCAAAGUCGUCAUCCUUAAAAAGGCCACAGAAUACGUCCUGUCCAUCCAGUCAGAUGAACACAGACUCUUAGCUGAGAAAGAGCAACUGAGGAGGCGACACGAACAGCUAAAAAACAAACUUCAGCAGUUGAGGAACUCUUGUGUUUAAAAAAAAAAAUGUUGCUAUUAUUAUUAAUUUUAAAGCCUAUAAACGUUGGGAACAGGAGUGGGCCUAGAAUGGGUGAAAUAUCAACCUGGCAUAAAUGCAUGGAGAACUGUAGCGCUUUUCAUUGACAAGAACGCCAUGUAAAUGUCCUAACGAACUCAAUUGUGUAAACCACAGAACUGUCGCCAAUGCAUGCAGAACAGCUUUUGAGCGUCGAGCGGAAUCUCCGAGCAGCCUAAGAACGGAUAGAAAUUUGGGGCGCAAGUUUCUAUGCUUGCGGAGGGGUGGGUCGCGGGAGGGUAAUGAAGUUUUUCCACUUUCUUUUUUGUAUUUAAAGCAUUUUUCUCUUAAAAGUGAUUUUCAACGAACACAGCUGUUGUCAGAGUUGCUGUAAAUAUUUACACAGCCUAAUGAUCUGUACAUAUCUUUAAUAAAAAAAAUCUUUAUAGAAAAGGUUAAAAACAACAAAAAAAAAGAACCUGCAGCAGAAUACUUAAUGGUUGUGGCAACUGAAUUUAUAAUGGUCUUGGAUUUUUGGUGCCAUAACAUCUCACACAAAUUUUUGGUCAUUCUUAUUUAAGUACCUUUUUGUCAUUUUUUAAGAAGAACUGAUUUUAUUUUGCGUUUAUAGAUAAAUAAAAUAUUUGCCCUAAAAUUGUAAUUGGCUAUACGAUG